Messenger RNA from Sarcophilus harrisii (Tasmanian devil), 7341 nucleotides. RefSeq names its product NCK associated protein 5 like (gene NCKAP5L). The coding region runs from base 2597 to 6688 and encodes 1363 amino acids. Gene Ontology annotation, biological process: microtubule depolymerization; microtubule bundle formation. The record is from RefSeq and is a predicted model, not a curated record. Lineage: Eukaryota; Metazoa; Chordata; Mammalia; Dasyuromorphia; Dasyuridae. The transcript is spliced from 14 exons. Gene Ontology annotation, cellular component: microtubule plus-end.
GCGCGAAUCGUACUGCGGAAAGCGGGGGCAGCCCCGGCCCAGGAAGGUUAACGCUUUCGUAGCAGCGCGGCCUUGGUCCAGACGGACUCCCAUACCCCACCCCAGCCUCCUCCCUCCUCCCUGGGGGCGCUCCCGCCCGCGGCUUGGUCCAUUCGGCGUCCCCCCACCCCCGCCCUCUCCGCGCACGCUCCGUGUCCCCGGAAGGAAAACUGGAGGGGCAGAGGGGUGUUCCGGGGCCGGUCCCUUCCCAGUGCCUGAGUCCCUGACCUUGUCCCGCUCCCUCUAUUUUCCUGCCCUGAGCAUCGUAGUCCGCCACCCCGUUCCGGUCCCCACGGCGAGGGGACAGAACUCCUCCAGUGCUCAGAACUCUCUGCGGAUGGGGUGGGAUAAAAGGAGGAUGGAGGGUGAAGAAAAGGCUGAAUGGGGGUGGGUUACGCAGGAAGUGGGGCCUAGGCACCCCCUUCACCGAAGUGGGCCCGGGCUCUUGGCUUAGGGGCCACACAAAUGCGGGAAAUGCGUCUGUGCCCGCCACUGCCCCUACCCUGACCGGAGGGCGGCGCUGGGGAUUGACCCUCCACUCCGCCUCAGCCUUCAUGUUCUAAGAUCCAGACCCCUUCCGCACCGAGACCCGCACUCCCCUAUCCCCGGCUCACUGCCUCCAUCGCUGCACCCCGAGUCAGCUCCCGUGGCACGGGGUUUGCCCUGGGGCCGCACUGAGGGUCAAAUGGGUCAGCAUCCUCCAGGGGUCAGUUAGAAAUCUCCUCUAGGCUGAGAGAGGGAAUUGAGGUUGAUGGGGUGAUCAAGGGAGACCUUAUAUGACAACUCCUUUUCUCCCAACAACGAUAGAGACCUUCCUGUAACCUUGAGGAAAAUUAACUAGGGUCCACAGACUGUUCUGCAGUCUCUCCUCAGCUCAUGCCGUGCCAGCCUUCUGAGAAAUCUGUCAAGGAGGGAGUGAAAAAAUUCACCGCUGUUCAAGCUCUUCCUCCUCCUCGGCUGAUGGGAUUCUGGACUCAGAAGAACUCCACAUCCUUGCCCCGGCAGAUGCUUAUUCGCAGCUGAGCCCUGUUUUCAAAACAGGUGGUCCAAGGUAUAAACAGGAUCUGAAUGAAGUUGGCUUAAUAGCAACAGUCACCUGGAGUCAAGUGAGGAGUGGUCUCAUCCCUCACAAGGACAUCUACCUCCUCCUUCCUGUAGUUAUAUCUUUGCCUUUUGGAAAACAGGGUUUUGUUUGUGUCUUACACAUCUUUUUCUGGACUUAAAAGGAAAGUAGGUAUGUUGUAACUUUUCAUUAAUAUUUGCUGGGUGAAUGAAAAAGGCUUCUGACAUCCAUUCUGACUCCAAAUUCAUUCAUUAUUAUUCACACUAUACCAUUCUAUCUUUUCGUAAUUAAGAAGACUUAAUAAGGUAGAGAGGGAAGAUGGAAAAUCCAGGAGGAAAACCCAGUUUAUAAAUCCAACGCAGGGAAGAACGAAAACCCCUUCCCCACCUUGUUUUCCUCAAAUUUUCAAAGAUUCUAUUUUAGGGGCCUUCAGAUUUCUACAUAUAUAAUUCGAUGGUAUCAUGAACAAACUAAGUUAUAUAGAAUAUAUUUUUUGUCCCUAAAAUAACAGAUUGACUUUCUAAAGAGUGUUUUUAAGUUGCAUGCUUCUCUUUUACACAAAAUUUUCAUUUUGUUCCCCACAAAUAAUGAUUGGGGGGGAAGAUGUAGGGAACCUUAAAGGUCAUUUAGUCAAUCCUCUUAGUUUACAAAUUAAGAAAUUUGGUCCAGAGAAAUAACUGAAUUGCCUAAAGUUACAUAAAUAGUAAAUGGCUAAGUUGCCUUUGAAGUGAAUACCUUUUGUUUUCAGACAAUAUAGUUGUAUUUUCAGAGUUCAUGAUUUUUUACUAUAAUCCUAUUUUUAUUUUUUUUAAACAACUGCUCAGAUGUAAAUCAGACUAAAUGACCUUUAAAGUUCCUUAUACCCUGAGAUAUUGUAUAAUGACUUGCAAAAAAAAAAUUUUUUUUUUAGUACUGCAUGUUUUUGUAGGGGAAAAGGAAGCCAUUAAGACCCAAAAGAUAAACUGGGUGAGUCAGAUAACUCUGACCUAAAGUUUUGCUUGUAGGACUGGCUGGACUGGGUUAUUAGCAAUGUUGAUACUUACGAGGUUAGUUGAGAAAAAAGUAAAAGCAAGGAAAAAACCCAAUUAGGCAAAUGAAGACAAAGCAAGAAUUUUGCUUUAAAAGAGAUUUUGGAGGCUUUGUUGGGGAAUUGGCUCCUGAGAUUCAUUGAUUAUCUAGCUGACCUUUGUUGAUCAGCAAAGGACUAGAUGAAAGAACUAGUUAAUCACCCCUGGAGCUUAUUGAAGUCCAAGAAAGUAGAUGAGUAUAUAAGAGUUGGAAUCAUAAUUGGGAAGAACAAUUACAAAAUAACCAAAAGUAAAUGUUGCAAAAUUAAAAAGAAUCGGCAUGGCCCUAAAGAAGACAGGUGAAAAGACUUCUCUCCAACUCCUUGGCAAACAUGUGAGGUCUAUAGGCCUGGUGACUGACAGAAGGUGACCACUGUAGCAAUUGUAGUUGUGAUAUCUUCAAAUUGCUGAGCUGAGAGAGAGCUUGAUGUCUCAGGAAGUUGAGGAACCAGCUGGGGACCCUGGAAUCCCAAAGCCAGGAGGCAGCGUUAACAUGGAGUUAGGGACUCGCCAAGAACUUUUGCAUCGACUUCGGGAACUGGAGGCAGAAAAUUCAGCACUGGCCCAGGCCAAUGAGAGUCAGCGAGAGACCUAUGAGCGCUGCCUGGAUGAGGUUGCCAACCAUGUGGUACAGGCACUUCUGAAUCAGAAGGACUUACGUGAAGAAUGCAUCAAAUUGAAGAGGAGGGUAUUUGACUUGGAACGACAGAACCAGACAUUGAGCACUCUCUUUCAGCAGAAGUUACAGCUUUCAGCAGGUUCUCUUCCACAGCUCCCAUUACAUCCACUACAAUCAAUUUCAGAGCCACUAGCCACCACCCUCCUGAAUACUGAAGAGGGACCAGCAGCCUUACUGUCAAUGGGGCCCUGUACUGGACAAAAAGAGGUAGGCUGUGAGCAGCAGCAGCAGCAGCAGCAGCAGCAACAGCAGCAGCAGCAGCAGGCCUUGGGUAGUCUGGGCCCCCAAUUGGAUGCUCUUUCCCCAUUUCUGAAGAAAAAAGCUCAGAUACUGGAGGUGUUGAGGAGCCUAGAAGAAACUGAUCCCCUGUUACUGCACCCCAUCACAGCUUCAUGGAGGGCAGCAGGGCAGUGUUCCCAAGGGGAUCCCAGCAUCCACUCUGAUUGUUCCUUCAAGGGCAAGGCAGGUGAAAAAUGGAAUCCAGGUGAGAGGCUGGGCUCCCCAGAACCAGUCAAUGGUGAAGUGUGUACCUCAUCCCUGCCAGAGCCUGCACCCUGGGCAUCCUGCCUACUCCUGGGCCCUAGUGGACUAGGGGGACUACUCCGGUGGGAACCUGUCCUGGGGAGCCCACUGGGUGAGGAGAAGUUGGGGAGGCUUUGGGGCAUGGGCCAGGAAUCCCAAAGGUCUCCAGCACCACAACCUGGCCUCCACAGUGGACAAGGCAGCAGCAGUAGCUCUUCCUCAGAUGAAGCUGGAGAGCCAGGAGAGGCAUUAACACCAGCUGCCCUUCUCAAUGCCUUGGCCCGAAAGCAACUGAACCUGGAUCAGUUGCUGGAGGACACAGAGUCUUACCUACAGGCUUUCCUUUCAGGGGCUGGAGGGCCCAACAGUGGAAUUACACCACCUGCCAAUGGUCCUGGCUCAGGACAACCACCCCUGCCCAGUGAAGGGCUUCCCCAGUCUCUAAGACCCAAAGGUCUUCCCAAGACAGCAUGGGGUGGGGUAGGAUCUGAACCCCUCAAGCCAGGCUUAAGCACUACCUCAGAGGGCAAUGGGGCCCUCCCCUUCCUCAGUGUGCUUGUGGAUGGGGGAGACACCUCUCCAGGCUCAUGGCCCAGUUACCCCCUUUCCUCAUCUCAGGUGAAAAGCGAGCUCCAAAUUAGCCCCUCUUCCCCCAUUGAGACCCAGGAACUCAACUUCUCCCCACCUAAGAGUCUCAAUUUCUUGAAGUUGUCUCUAGUCUCAGAGAAGGCCCCUAGCCCUGGCACCCCUCAUCUCAGUCCCCAGUUGCCCCGAAGCUCUCGGAUACCUUGUUGGAAUGGGGGUCCAGAUGGGAGUUCUUCUCCCAUGCUUACUCACCAAGGCCUUGGGGGUGAACUGGCUCCUGAGAUAGUUGCCCAGCGCCAAUCCACCAGCUCCCCACCCACCCUCAUUGUGGACUCCAUCCAGUUUAGACCCACACAUCCAGCCCCAUCCUCUGUCCUAUCACCGGAGCCCCCAGCUUGUCCAACCCCAUCUCGCUAUGAAAAUGUCCUGGAUCUUUCAACUGGCUCCUUUGGGGACCCAUGUCCAGAGCCACCCCUCACCUCCCUCCAGUCAUCCAGUUACCCACCAUUGGCCCCAGAGACACGGGACCAGAGUCUUAGGGGCCCACCUAGCCCCUGCCCACCUCAGCUCUGCCCUUAUGGGGGUAGCCAGGGGAAGGGUAGCGAGAAGGCAGGACCAGAGUCUCCACAGGUUGGCUGGAGGGGCACAGGUGGCUCCACUAAAAAGCCAGGCAAUGGGGCAGGAAGACGGCCUGGGGAGCCAGGCUUUACCCCUCUCCGAGAGAGACUGAUAGCACUGGGCAAACUGAAGACAGGCCCUGAGGGAACCCCAAGCUCUGACAAGAAUGGCAGCCCUGGGAAGCUGGCAAUAGAGAGAGCCCGGCUGCCAGGAAGGCUGAGGGAAGGGACUGCAGACACGGCCCCCAGUUCCUUCAGGCCCCUGGAGCCCACUGAGGCGAAGGGGCUCCCACGGGGUGCGGUGCCCCUGGGUACUAACAGCCUGAAGCAGCAGGACCACGGGUCUUCUGGGGAACCAGGUCCUCGCUGCUACUCUUCACACUCUAUGGGUGCUCGUCUUGACCUGGACCCUGUUUCAUCUCGUGGCUGCCUCACCAAAGUGGAGCUGGCAAAAAGCCGGCUGGCAGGAGCACUGUGCCCCCAGACCCCACGGACCCCAGUCAAACUGCCUACCACAGUGCCCAGCUCAGGCAAACCCAACAAAAGCCCCCAUGGCAGUCCCACCAAGCUGCCCUCCAAGUCACCCACCAAGGUGUUACCCCGAGGUGGAUCUCCCCAAGUGUCCAAGGACCUGGUUAAGUCCGAGAAGGGCAAAGGGCCCCCUUGGGCAGACUGUGCCCCCUCCCAGCCAGUGCCCAAAGUAGCUAGCCCAGGAGGCCAAGGCCAGGGUUCUGAGGGGCCGGCGCUCCAUUCAGCCAUAGAGGAGAAGGUCAUGAAGGGCAUCGAGGAGAACGUGCUCCGACUACAGGGCCAGGAUCGGACACCAAGCACAGAGGCCAAGCACCGCAACUCAAGCAGCAUCGUUAGCUGGUUUGGACUAAAAAAGAGCAAGCUGCCAGCCCCGAGCCGCCGAGCGGAUCCUGGGAAGAACAAGGAAAGUCUGGGGGGCACUCCCCUUGGCAAGGGGGGCAAGCAGGAGGCCCGCAAGCUGGAGACCGAGAGUCUCAACAUCUCCAAGCUGAUGGCCAAGGCCGAGGACCUGCGGAAGGCCCUGGAAGAGGAAAAGGCCUACCUCAGCAGGCAGGGCCGGGGCCGGCCAGGGGGCCCGACACGAGGUACAAGUGGCAGCGAGGUGGUGCUGGGCCAGGGACAGAGCCAGCUCACCAUCAUGUACCAGGGCACCGACACCUUCAUGCAGCAGCUGCUCAACCGGGUAGAUGGGAAGGAACUGCCCCCUGAUAAUUGGCAAGAGUCCAAGCAAGAUUUUGGAGAUUUUCAGUCGUCUGUUCCUGAAACCAAGGGCCUCCAGCCACUCCGAAGCCCCCGAAAUGGCCUAAUUGGUCAAAGUGCCAACAAGUCAUCUGGGAAGAAGAGCAGUGAGCUGGCCCAGAGGGAAGCGGCCCCUGCCGAGGACAGACUCGCUGAGCCCAUCCCAACCCCGAAUUUCACAGCCUGUAGCUCCCUAACCCGAACUCUGGACAGCGGCAUUGGUACCUUCCCACCACCAGACCACGGUAGCAGCGGAGUCCCUAGCAAAAACCCACCCAAGCCAAAGCCUUCUCGCCUGGACCCACCCCCUACUGAGCAUUUGUCCCGACCCUACCCCCUCACCAAGGUUCCCCAGCGGGCCAGAACACUGGAUCGAGAGGUGCCUGCUGUGGAGGAGCUGCUGGUGGGCGGAAGGAACCCGAGUGUCCCUGCAUUCCAUGCUCUGCUUUCUCCCACUCCUAGGCACCAUGGACACAAGGCCUGCACAGAUGAUUCCAGUGGGCACCCUGGACGGCCACCCCCAAUUCAGCUCUCCAAAAACUGGACUUUCCCUAACACACGAGCUGGUGGCAACUCUUCUGACCCCUUCCUUUGUCCACCCCAUCAAUUAGAAGGGCUUCCCAGGACACCUCUGGUCCCCCCACUUGAGAGGAAGCAGGCUUCAGAGGGAGGCCACCCACCUCCAACAACCUCUGGCCCAACUUUUAGUGGCAGUCGUACGCCCAGCACCUCAGACAUGGGAGAGGAUGGACGCGCCUCCGGUGGGGGCCCUCCUGGAUUGGAAACGUCAGAAUCCCUCAGUGAUUCUUUGUAUGACUCCCUAUCCUCUUGUGGGAGCCAAGGCUGAGUUGGAGAACCAAAUGCUGGAAAUAUUCUUUGCUCACCACCCCAAACCAGAAAUGGAGACAAUAGAUUGUACUCAUAAACUUGUUUUUUGUGGACCAGAAUAAGGGAUUGCUCUGCUUUGGGACCUAGUUUGAAGCACAUCCCCCAGGAGAAAAAUAGAUGGAGAAGAAGAAAUUACAGUUCACCCUCCCUUCUAACCUAAAUCACCCAUUGGAAGGAUCAGAUAACUGGUCUCAACUUAGAGACUCCACCUUAUCCUUUCUCUUGCUCAGAAUAAGACCUUGACUUUCUGCCCCAUCUUGAAACCCAGGGGCACCAUAUUAUGGUGCUGGGCUUCCCCUCACUCUCCCACUGGCUGUCCCAUCUUUGCUUCUUGGCCUCCAGUCUGAUCUGACUACUCACCAUUUUCUAACACUCACCUUGGAUAAAGGCCAGAAAACUGUUGGUGGAUUGGAAGCCAGAAGGAGGUGUCGGAGUUUGCCCUCUCUCCCCCAUCUCACUUGCCCCAAGGUCUCAGUGCCCCUCUGUGGGCCUCCUUGCUCUUUGGAUGGUGCUGUCCUGACCCUUACCCCAUGUCUCUGGGGCUUUGUUUAGGAGGAGAGUUGUUCUGUUCUGUUUAGUUUUGUUCACAUUAAAAUCAUUUCCUCUCUUCUC